UGCUGCCAUCUACUAAGAUUUAUAAUUUUACGUAUCUUUAUCGUAAAAAUUAUCAUGUUAAUUUCCCGCCAUGUUUAUUGCGAUCUUAGAUCAUAUACAAUGGAUGGAGCUAUGUAUGUAUUUCUUGUAUACCGAGCUGUGUCUAACACACGGAGUAAUAUUACUCUAUGGUCCACCACCCAUUUGAUUUCAAAGUACAACGAAUUAUUAAUAUGUUAUUUAUAAUGCGUUUCGCCAACAAUCACUAUAAAAUAACUAAUAAGUGGGGGGUUAUGUUGGACACAGCAAAUGAUUAAAGUAGCUCCAUCCAUAUAAUAUGAACUAAGAUUGCGAUACUCGAUGGUCGUAAUCAUACAAAAUUAGUUAAGGAUUAGGAUUUCGCCUUCGUAACCAUUUCGGUGCCAUAAGUUAAUUUGGGAACCUGGAAACUUUCAACUUCACAAAAAUACUGAUAACGGGCUGUCCUUCGGCAUCCUGUAUAUCUUAAUUCAUGAGUAUAUCUACACCGUGGUUACCACCUAACCGCUCAAAUAGUAAAAUCACAGAAUCACGAACUAAGUUAUAAUAUGACAUAAUGGACUGGAAACGACAUGGUGACGGUCGACGGAGGACUGCCCGCAAAAGGUUCCUCUGUUAUCAUCCUCUUGUAAACACGAUUAAAGAUAUCAGGACUGAUUACGCUUAUCAGCAGAAGAUCUGACCCCUUUAUGAUUUGUGAGGAAAUUGUUGUUUACUGCUCGGUGUAAUCACGUAAUAAUAUUGUGAGUCGAAUUCAAAAUUCAACGUUUAUUUUAUUAACUAUAGACUAUAGUCUAUAAUAGUAUUCAAGUAUUAAACCAUUACUUAUUGUGUAAAUCCGAUGAAUUGCUUCAUGAAUGACUUCAAAGCAUGAUCUGUUUUUCAUUUUUUUCAUUGUAAAACUCAAUAAAUUAUGAAUGUUAAAAAUACUCGAUUUUUAAAACAAUCGUUUCCUUCAUUUAAAUGAAAAUGUGACACAAUUAAUUUUACCGUCGGCAGUUGAUUCAAACGUUUUGAUUGGGAUUACAAUUUAAAUGUUUCAAUCAUGUCUGAUGCCUGGCAAGAGAUUCAAGCUGUGAAAAGCAAACGGAAUUCAUUGCGGGAAAAACUUCAGAAGAGAAAAAUAGAGCGGCAAGUUAUUCUAAAUGAGGCAUCUGAUAAAAUUGUUCCUAGGGGAUCUUUAUUGCCAAGUACGAGUUAUGCAGAAACCGAAUCAGAUUUUGAUUGGAGCAAAGUAGGCGGCGAACGUAUAUUACUUAAAAUACUUGUUGAUGUAUCAGUUAAUCUUCCAAUCACAUCUCAUCAAUUAGUGACUGAUCUUUUAAAAAAAGAUUCUACCAACAUAUCACAUUCAUCUGUUGUUAAUUUGCUUUACAAAUUUGCUGCACAAAAUCUCAUAAGCUUAAAAAAUAUUACAAUUGAUGGCCAGCAAGGUUUGAAAAUAUUAACAGCUGAACAUUCAAAACUACUUGCAAUGACUAAUAAUUUAUCAUCAGAGGUUGAUUCAAAUUUGCAUCUUGAAAAAUCUCGCUUACUGAUAGAAGAUAAAAUCAAACAGCUUGAAUAUGAAGAUAUUGAUGAAUGUUUAAAAAACCCAAAAGUACAAAAGUUAUCAGUUGAUUUUAAAAAGUCUGAUGAGUCUGAUGAUGACAUAAUGUCCCUUAUUUCAAUGCCUUCCAUUAGAGAAAAAGAAAUUAAAAAAAUUAGUGAAGAAAUAAUGGAACUGCUUACCAAACAAACAGUUAAAGAGAAAUCUUUAUGUGAAAAAUUUCGGUCUAAAGGAGGAACACAUGUUAUGGAAUUUUGUCCACACGGUACUCGAUCAGAUUGCAUGGAAGGACAUGUUUGUAAAAAGCUUCAUUUCAAAAAAAUUAUCCAAAUGCAUACUGAUGAAACUUUAGGUGAUUGUUCUUUUCUAAACACUUGUUUUCACAUGGAUACGUGUAAAUAUGUUCACUAUGCAGUUGAUGGCGUAACUAGUAAAGUGAGUUUAGUGAACGCCCUUAAUAGUUUUCCAUCCAAAAAAGGGUUGAUUAAUGGUAAGUCUGAAUUGCUUCCAUGUCAGUGGAUUCAGUGUGAUUUGAGGUUUAUGGAUUUCACUUUUUUGGGAAAAUUUGCUGUUAUUAUGGCCGAUCCACCAUGGGAUAUUCAUAUGGAACUUCCUUAUGGUACAUUAUCUGAUGACGAAAUGCGACGAUUGGGUAUUCCACAAUUGCAGGAUGAAGGACUUAUAUUUUUAUGGGUUACUGGACGAGCUAUGGAGCUCGGCAGAGAAUGUCUAAAAUUAUGGGGUUAUGAACGAGUAGACGAGAUAAUUUGGGUGAAAACUAACCAGUUACAAAGGAUAAUAAGGACUGGCCGAACAGGUCACUGGCUGAAUCAUGGCAAAGAACAUUGUUUGGUGGGCAAGAAAGGCAACCCUCCCAGUUUAAACUGUGGUUUGGAUUGUGACGUUAUAGUUGCUGAAGUACGAGACACUAGUCACAAGCCUGAUGAAAUAUAUGGUAUUAUAGAACGAUUGUCACCCUUUACUAGAAAAAUUGAGUUAUUUGGACGGUCUCAUAAUAUUCAACCCAACUGGAUUACACUUGGAAAUCAGGUAGAAGGUAUCAGGCUAACUGAUCAAGAUCUCAUAACAAAAUUCAGAAAAGCAUACCCAUCAGGAAAUUGUUUGACAACAUUAAAGAGGAAUACAUGAGUUUAUUUAUAUUGUUAUUGUUG
Molecule: messenger RNA, 2739 nt
Organism: Metopolophium dirhodum (rose-grain aphid)
Lineage: Eukaryota; Metazoa; Arthropoda; Insecta; Hemiptera; Aphididae
Gene: Mettl3
Product: N6-adenosine-methyltransferase catalytic subunit
Exons: 12
Coding region: 1064-2716 (550 amino acids)
Cellular component (GO): RNA N6-methyladenosine methyltransferase complex; nucleus
Molecular function (GO): mRNA m(6)A methyltransferase activity; mRNA (2'-O-methyladenosine-N6-)-methyltransferase activity
Source: RefSeq, a predicted model, not a curated record